CAUACAUCUUUGCGCAUGCGCAUCAGAAUCCAGUAUUGCGAGUGGAGAGAGGAGAGAGAAGAAGGAGGUGGUAAACUAGGUGUUUCUGAGGGGUAGUAGAGAUGAGCAGUGGGCAGAAGACGUGUUACAAGUGUGGCCAACCUGGUCAUAUCUCCAAGGAGUGUGGGAAUGGCGGGGGUGGCCGUAUGUUUGGUGGAGGUGGCAGAGGAAGAGGGGGGCGCUCAGGUGGGAAAUGUUUUCGCUGUAGCCGCCAUGGGCAUUACGCCUACGAGUGCCGAGAAACAUCAGACCGCUGCUACAAAUGUAACCAAUUAGGACAUAUUGCUAAAGACUGCCCCAAAGAAAUUGAGUCAGGUUGGGAAUGUUUUUGUAGAAAAGAAUUUUUUUAAAGUUUUUUUAUGCAU
Lingula anatina is the source of this 404-nucleotide messenger RNA. RefSeq lists its product as uncharacterized. Lineage: Eukaryota; Metazoa; Brachiopoda; Lingulata; Lingulida; Lingulidae. The record is from RefSeq and is a predicted model, not a curated record. Gene Ontology annotation, molecular function: zinc ion binding; nucleic acid binding.